AUGCCGAGGCUGCAUGUGUGGUUCACAGGGGCCUUCGCCGCGUCGGGGAUUUCCUAUCUUUCUUAUUGGCAUUUGUACCUUCCCCACAUCACCGCGCAGGCCGCGUUUGAGGGAAAGGCGGAGUUCGACAAACAACACCUCCAAGGGGUUCUUCGGCGCCUCUCUCAGCUAAACGCGGCCGUCGCGCAGGCGCGGGCGCGGAAUUCCCUCAGCCCUCCGGCCCCCAACAGUCCGACCGAUUCGGCCUCGGUGUGGUGGACCAAUCGCGAAAAACUGAACUUCUUCUGCGAGCUUCAGCACUUGCGGUGUUUAUUCUUCGCCUUGCCGUAUCUCGUCAAGGGCUUUUCGCUCGUGACCCGCGCGGAGGCGAGCGCCCUACUGCGAACGCUCAACGCGCUGGAGGCCCAACACUGCGAUGGGUUGUACUUUCGCGCCGAAUCGCUUACGCUUUUUCAGCAAAUGAAGUGUCUUUUGUCCUUUUGGAUUUAUGUUAUCGGCUUUAAGUGGAUUCCGGCGCUCUACUGGCGGAAGGAUACGCCCCGUCGGCGGCGAUUUUUUCACGACAUGGCGAGGCGAAUCACCUCGAUCUUGGAGAUCGAAACCGCCAUGACGAUGGAUACGGAUGAUACUAAUGAAACGAUGCACCCAUCAGUGAAACCAAACGCGGUGGACGAAGAGGAGUUGGUGGAAAAGGGAGGGCAAAGCGUCGAGGGGGUGUUGUCAUCGACUCAAUACGUUGUGUUUAACGCGACGCAUUGGAUUGAGGAGGUGGGGUUUUGGGCCUGCCCCAAUAACCCGCUCCUUCAACAAACCCUAUCGCCAAGGAUGGAAAUCCUCUCUUCCUACUCAAACGUCGGUGGGGCUGGGGAUGCUUCUUCGCCAUCCUCGGAUUCCUUUUUUUCUGCAAUUUAUAAACGAUUAACGUUUUCUCGGCCCUGCGCGGCGGCCUUCCCCCUGACCUUUGAUAAACACUGGCGAACCCGCUGGGCGAACCGCGAGGAGGACUACGCGCGUCGGGUGGAGCACCUCUCCCACGGAUAUCCGCCUUUGGUUCCUAUUUCCGACGUUGUAUCGAAUUAUCAAGAUAAACCCUCUCACAUUUUAACGAAAAGGAAAGAAUUUUCUCAUGAUUUGAAGUCCACAGAGGACGAGCACACCGCAGAGUCUGACUGGAGGUCUCCCAAUACCUCCUUUGGCUACCCUCUUUGCUCUGACCUCACCUCGUUGUCGUCUUUUCACCAAACCACCCAGCCACCCCUUUCCCGUGCUAGGACUCCUCAUAAUAACCUGAAAAAGGACACAGAAGAUGCAAAGUACAUCGGAAAGGACGCCGGAAGUGCUUCUUCUCGAAAAGCGAAGGAUAUUUCCCCACCGCCGUGGAUUCCCAUCGCCGUCGGGGGCCUACCGCGUUUACUUUUUGUGGAUGCCUCCUUGGCGAAGCCGGACGUUCGGCAACCGACCACCCGCACGAGCGUCUACCACCACCUCAUUCAAACGCAAUUUCCGGAAUCCUCCCCAGGCGAUCCAAACCCCUUGGAAAGGUCCAAUUCGACCUCCAAAAUGCCUUCGAAUGAAAAGGUGCGAUCUGAUAGAACCCUUUGUUGUCCAAUAGGAAAAGAAAAGGCCACUCUCGAUGGGAUUCGUGGUGAUCUAGUGAGAUGGCAAGGGGAAUGGUGUGGACUGCCCUGUUUUUCAAAGGUGUGGUGGGGAAGGGUGUAUGGAGGAGGGCGGGGUUCUCGUCGACGAGGACUGCAUUACCAUGUCGGGCAUCCCAUCUCGACCGAAGAACUCCCCUCGGAGCUUAUUCGAUGUGCGAAAAGGGUAAUUGAGUCGACGUAUGCAUAA
Molecule: messenger RNA, 1845 nt
Organism: Phytomonas sp. Hart1
Lineage: Eukaryota; Euglenozoa; Kinetoplastea; Trypanosomatida; Trypanosomatidae
Source: the annotation of a GenBank genome assembly